This is a messenger RNA of Engraulis encrasicolus (European anchovy), 2695 nucleotides long. RefSeq names its product protein kinase, cAMP-dependent, regulatory, type II, alpha A (gene prkar2aa). The record is from RefSeq and is a predicted model, not a curated record. NCBI's taxonomy places the organism in Eukaryota, Metazoa, Chordata, Actinopteri, Clupeiformes, Engraulidae. Gene Ontology annotation, molecular function: cAMP binding; protein kinase A catalytic subunit binding; cAMP-dependent protein kinase inhibitor activity. The transcript has 10 exons. Bases 1422 to 2585 code for a protein of 387 amino acids. Gene Ontology annotation, cellular component: cAMP-dependent protein kinase complex. Gene Ontology annotation, biological process: negative regulation of cAMP-dependent protein kinase activity.
GCUUGCUGCCUGUCACGGUUGUCCCACCCCCUCGUGCAUCUGACAGACUGCUGCUGCUGCUGGUGGUGGUGGUAACUUAGCUAGCUAGCAAGUUAGCCAUGAGCCUGGUUCAUAACGUAAUGGAGGCUUAGCGGAGUAUGUAAUUGAAUAUUUGCCGAUGAACACUAUAAUCUGAAUGGUGUGUCUUUCUCAACUGCAGAUCAAAGGACAGCAUCUCUACUAGUAGCAUUUGCACCGGAGGUGCUUACCUCAUUUCAUCAAAAGAGCGAGGAAGAGAAAGACCGAAAGUAGAUAUUGGUUGCUACUGAGUGGUAUGCGGGGGACUGCGCGUUUGCAAGUCUUUUGAACGUAAUUGACUGCCUGUAGUUCUGGAAUUGGCUAGCGAGCUAGGCAACCGUAGGUAGGUGACUGCAAGCUAACGGAUCACUCCUUGUCGUCAAAGCUGAGAUAUUCCGUUUUCACAGCAAGGUUAUUUGGCCAGCUUGGCCACCAGUUUAGCUUUGUUGACGAACGCUAUCUGAUUGGAAUUGUCUGGGUAAGAAAAUUAUUGACACAUUAAGAUUCUGUGCGUUAGUUAGCCGACUUGACUCUUCAUUGUGAGCCUUUCUCACGUUACUCUUGGACGUAGCGAUCUUUCUACCUGAUGCGUUUCGCUUAUUUGCGCUAGUAAUGUCACUGGAUGCAAUUUAAUUUAUGCUAACGCUAGCAUGUGAAGGUUAAGAUUCGUCUCAAAAACGCAAGUCUUCUGAGUAACGUUAAUCCGCGGCCCAACUCUUGCUAUCGCCUCUUAUUUUACAAGUGUCUCGCCUACCAAGCUAAACCGUUUCCGUCGCUUGACGGCUCCCUGCUUUACAAGAACUUCUCCUGUAUGCAAGUUGGCCGAAUUGACUGUCAUCUACGGUAUCGAAAGCAUCCAGGUAGCAAGGCGAUUUUUGUUUUUGUUAUGUCGAUGUAACUUUGUUCGCUAGCUUACAGUCGCCGAAUUAGCUACGUGAGAGAUUUUUACUCGGCCGUCCACCUACGGCAAACAAACCAAAAGCUAGGGCAUUUGAUUCAUUUCCCUCCCAGACAAUUUCCUCUGGCUGCUGGUCAUUCACACAUUGUGCAGGCCUGCCACAAAACCUAGUAGACAACGUUGUGUUGGGCAUGUGUGGUCUGUAGCGUCUUGAUUAGGGAGAUAGACAAGUUGGUUCAAAGUGUGAACUGUCUCCACCGCUGUGUGCAAACUGGCUAGCUCACGUUGCUAGCUAGUAUCUUCUACAAAUCUAGCUAGGUAUUCCCCAUUACUUCUGUAUCACCAAAAGAAGGAGACAGCCACAUGGACUUAUAGAAGUACCUGGUCGACAUUUUUGUACGAGGAACCAGGCCUACUUCGAGAUUUAUAAAACAAUCACUUUACAAGCAACAACCUCAGAGCAGACAUGAGUAUUGAAAUUCCAGCCGGCCUAACGGAGUUGCUACAGGGCUACACCGUGGAGGUGCUCCGCCAGCGACCGACGGAUCUGGUGGAAUUUGCUGUGCAGUAUUUUACUCGUUUGAGAGACACGAGGAGUCAAGAUGGCAAAGGUGGAAAGGGAGUAAUGUUUGAUGGCGAACCGAUGCAGACAGAGUCCAACGGGGAUGAAGACGACGAAGAUGACGACUCCGACUUCGAGCCCCCUCCACCUCCCCGGUAUAACCGAAGAGUGUCGGUGUGUGCGGAAGCGUACAACCCAGAUGAGGAGGAGGAGGACACGGAGCCGCGGGUGGUGCACCCCAAAACAGACGAGCAGCGCUGCCGCCUACAAGAAGCCUGCAAAGACAUCCUCAUCUUCAAAACCCUCGACCCGGAGCAAUUCUCAGAAGUGUUGGACGCCAUGUUUGAGCAUCGGGUGCAGCCAGACGAGCACGUCAUCGACCAGGGAGAUGACGGCGACAACUUCUAUGUCAUUGAAAGGGGCAUCUUUGACAUCGAGGUGCAUAAGACAAUAGUGGGCCAGUACGACAACAAAGGCAGUUUUGGGGAGCUGGCGCUCAUGUACAACACCCCCCGUGCCGCCACCAUCAUCGCCAAAGAAGAGGGCGCCCUAUGGGCCUUGGACCGGGCAACAUUCCGCAGGCUCAUUGUGAAGAAUAACGCAAAGAAGAGGAGGAUGUACGAGGUCUUUGUGGACUCUGUGCCGCUGCUCAAAGAACUGGAGUUUUCGGAGCGCCAGAAGAUUGUGGAUGUUUUAGGUGCUAAGAUCUUUCAGGAUGGCGAGAGAAUCAUCAAACAGGGCGAUAAGGCAGACUGCUUCUACAUUGUGGAGUCUGGGGAUGUGAAGAUCAUGAUGAAGAGUAAAACGAAGGCUGCUCAGGAGGACAAUGCUGAGGUGGAGAUUACGCGCUGCAGCCGGGGUCAGUACUUUGGAGAGCUGGCACUGGUCACCAACAAACCUCGCGCCGCCUCCGCAUACGCCUCAGGAGAAGUCAAGUGCUUGGUGAUGGACGUGCAGGCGUUUGAGCGGCUGCUGGGCCCAUGCAAGGAGAUCAUGAAGAGGAACAUCUCCCACUACGAGGAGCAACUGGUGGCCCUCUUUGGCUCCAGCAUGGACCUGAGGGACUAGAGCUCGGCCUCGUGCCUUACACACACACACACACACACACACACACACACACACACACACACACACACACACACACACACACACACACACACACACACACACACACACAC